AGGGCAGCAGGCCCCGCCCCCGGCUCUACAAUUCCGGUCCAGCGUCUGAGGCGCUCCAAGCCAGCAGCGUGAAAGUUUUGUGUCUGCGCAGGAGGCCUGCCCGGUGCCGCGUGGGAAAGGCGGGACUUUCCUACCUCCUGCGUCAUCCCCAGUGCGACGCAAGACGUCACUGGCUUGAACGGGAAGGUCAAUAGUAGUGCAGCGAGCGCCCGUUUUUCGCCUUGGGUUUCCGGCGCGUGCGCUUGGCGGUCUAGGUGCCGCGGAUCGUAGCCCGAUUCUAACCUCUGAUGCCCGUGUUUUAGCUCAGCCCCGGCGCCCACAUGCUGUGCCGGCUUGGCGGUAGGUGGCUGCGGCCGCUGCCUGCACUGCAGUUAGGAGUCCGGGUCCCGCCUCUUGCGCCAACCUCGACGGGCGGCAUUAAGCACUCUGCUCUGCCCGCUUGGGCCGUGGCGUCAGUCUCUGCAGUGGGCUCUGGCGGCCCUGGCAGCUGGUACGAGGCCCUGGCCACGUCGGCGCCGGUGCAAGGCGCGGAGGAGGUGCUACUCGGCGUGCACACCGCCACGGGUCUGCCCUGGUGGGCCUGCAUCGGCCUCACCACCGUGGCUCUGCGCGGCGCCGUCACUCUACCCCUGGCCGCCUACCAGCACUACAUCCUGGCCAAGGUGGAAAAUUUGCAGCCAGAAAUAAAAAACAUUGCAAGGCAUCUUAACCAAGAAAUUGCAGUUCGUGCAAAUCAGUUGAAAUGGUCCAAAAGAGCUGCAAGACUCACUUAUCUAAAGAAUAUGCGGAGGCUUGUUUCAGAGCUGUAUGUUCGGGACAACUGCCACCCUUUCAAAGCCACUGUGUUGGUCUGGAUUCAGUUCCCAAUGUGGAUCUUCAUGUCCAUUGCCCUCCGGAAUUUUAGCACAGGAGCAACACAUUCAGAAGGUUUUUCUGUUCAGGAACAGUUGGCUAAUGAUGGGAUCCUGUGGUUUCAUGACCUCACUGCACUAGAUUCCACUUGGAUUCUGCCUAUCUCUGUUGGUGUCAUCAAUUUACUAAUAGUGGAGAUUUUUGCUCUGCAAAAAACUGGAAUGUCUCGUUUUCAGACGUAUAUUACGUACUUCGUUCGUGCAGUGUCAGUGUUGAUGAUUCCAGUUGCUGCGACAGUACCUUCAUCCAUUGUCCUCUACUGGUUGUGCUCCAGCCUCAUGGGCCUUUCACAGAACUUGCUGCUGCGUUCUCCCAGGUUUCGCCGACUUUGCCGAAUACCAUUGACCAAGUCAGAUUCAGACACUCCUUAUAAGGACCUCUUUGCUGCCUUUUACGCCAAGUUCAUUUCAAGAACAUGAGAGGCUUUCCAGUAAUUUUGAAACAAUUGGAAGUAUAACUAUCACACUACAUUUAAGUUUAGAAAUUCAGAUGUGAUUUAAUUUGUCUUUAUUUAAAAUCAUGAAUUGUGUGAAGUACUGUGGGUUAAGAUAUAAUACAAAAGUAGAAUCAAAGUGUCUGGUUCUGCUUAUAAAAUUACAACUUGCUAGAGGUGCCAAAACUUUGGAAAACAGGAUUAGAUACUGAAUGAUGUUAAAUUACACUGACCAAUCUCAUACAUUAAAGUUUUUUAAAGUAAGAGAAUCCAGUGAGGUGAUUCUUAAAAUUUUGGUGUUGUGGAGGAUCAUAGACCCGUUUGCACAUCUGCUAAAGCUAUGGUUUUCUUUUCAGACAAAUCCUGGAACUCACAAUAUGGGGGCCUUCAUUGACAACCCCUCUGCCCCACACCAAGGCUCUCUGGUGAUUUCCUGGUUGAGAACUCUUAUUCUCAUGGAACAUACAAUGAUGAGUUAAUGUGUGACUUUUAAAAAAUGGACUUAAGAUACAUGCAGUAGAGUAGUCCAUACAAGAAAGUACCUAAUAUGGUAGGUGAUCUUGCCUUAAGACCUGCUCUGAAAAAAUACGAAACGGGUACAUUCCUUUUUCUAUAAUUUAAGACGUCUGGAAUAGAGUACAGCACUAAGUAUUGCUAGAGCCCAGAGUGGAAAAUCUUAAGCAUUAAGUUUAUUUAGUCAAAGGAAGAAAACUGGAAUGGUGGCUACCUAUUGUGGAUGUGAUUUUAUAAACUUUUUUAUUUGGAAGAUUAAGUACUCUAAUGGGUUUAUUAUGGUAGACAUAUAGGUGAAAUUAACAGGUAGUAUAAAUGGUAGAUCCAGUUGUUUGAUUUGAAAAGAUGAUAAAACUAAUUGUGGAAUAAUUUGACAGUUACUUAGGAAGGUGAUAAAUUGUAAGUUUUCAUUAAGUUGGAAUGCAAAUACAAUCCGAGAUGCCCUGCCAUCCCAUCUCAUGUUUUACAAUAAAGUAAAAACUAAAGCAAAAUCAAUUCUUAAAUAAUGUCUAUUACAUCUUAGCCAUUUUGGUUGCCACCUGAGAAUUUAGCGGUAGCAUUUAGGAUCUGGUUUUCUUUUCUUGACUUCCCAGUCCUGGGUUGUGACUGCCCUAUUGAUGGAACUGUCUUUCUAAUCAUAGUGAAGGAAUUGAAACAUAUGUACAGUCAGUCCUCAUUAUUCACAGAUUUUGUAUUUGCCAAUUUGCCUACUCGCUAAAAUUUAUUUGUGACUCAAAUCAGUACAAUGCUUUUGAUGCCACAGAGUGGCAAAAAAAUUGAGUCAUUCGAGGUACAUGUUUCCAGCUAGGUCAGAUAAGGCAACACUGUGCCUUCUUGUUUCAGCUUUCAUACUAUAUAACCAAGUGUCCUUUACUUGGUCUAUUUAGUGCUAUGUUUUUUCUCAUUUUUGUGCUUUUUGUUGGUGAUUUCGCUAUUUAAAAUGGCCUCCAAGUGUUGUCAUACUGAAGUGCUGUCUAGGGGCGCCUGGGUGGCUCAGUCGGUUAAGCGUCUGACUUUUGCUCAGGUCAUGAUCUCGCAGUUCAUGAGGUCGAGCCCCAUGUCAGGCUCUCUGCAGUUAGCAGGAGCCUGUUUCAGAUCCUCUUGUCUCCCUCUCUCUCUGCCCCUCCCCAUCUUGUACGCUCGCGCUCUCUCCCUCUCUCCCUCUCUCUUUCCCUCUCCCUCCCUCCCUCCCUCACCUCUCUCAAAAAUAAAUAGAUAUUUAAAAACAAGUCAGUCAAUCAAUGAAGUGCUAGCUGGUUUUCCCAAGCACAAGAAUGCUGUGAUGUUCCUUAAGGGGAAAAUACCUACAUUAAAUAAACUUCGUUCAGGCAUGAAUUAUGGUGCUUUGGCCAUGAGUUUACUGUUAAUGAAUCAGCAAUAUAUUUUAUUGAGUUGACAAAAACGUGACAAGAGGCUUGCGGGAACAUGACCCUUUUUUUUCUCUUGGAGCAAUGGUUUAUGUUCACUAAGUCAGUUUUUGUGGUAACUUUGUAGAAUAUAACAAGAAUUGACUUUCUGUAAUGUGCAAUCAAGGAAGCAGAGGCAGAAAUGGGUAUGGUAGUUGUAUUAUAGCAAAAAGAGGAAAGGGAGUUUGAAAUAUUGGAACAAGUUGACUCUUGGCAUGUGUAUCAUUGUGUACUGAUACAUACAUUUUUCUCAUAAUGGGGUGAAGGAAUUCAGCCCUCUUUCCCCAUCUUACUCUAAGAAGUUGUCACUUUCUGAAAGUAAGAAAUAAAGGAAUGCUGUAACUCCCUUUUCCAGUAGGUGAAUCUGCUUUCAUGAGCAUGCUUUUCCUUGUUUACUCUGAUUCCUCUUGAUUUCUAAAUAUAUACUUAACAUCUUUUUUCAUAUAGAUAUAAUUUCCUAUUGCUCUCCCAUUUUCCGACUUCUUGAAUUGCUGUUACAAUGUAUGUAAGUUUAUUUAAGAAUAUUUCUCCCAGAUCUCAAAAUAAUUUCUGAUAGGGUUGGAGGUAGCUGGGAUCUUGGAAAAUACUCAUGAAUAAAGAAAACUGAUACAUUAUGAACAGAGUUGAAUUAGUCACCUGACUUCAGGCUGGUAAAUAUUCCUCUCAUUUCUUUCUCUAGGCAGAGUUGUUAGUAAAUAGCAAGUCCUAGUUCAGAAAAUUUCAUCUGUGGUCUUUGCUCUUACUUCCCCAGCAGUUUGUCAUAGUCUGGAGUGUUUCCAGAGCCUGAGGUCAGGGGAGGUGGGUACUGGAUGCACACAGAGGACACACAUGCUGUUAAGAUCCCUUGACAACUUCCUGUUGGAUGCUUCUCUGUCCUCUGCCGCUGAGGGACUGGCAGAGCUCUGUCCUGGACACUGCAGAGUUCAGGAAAUCUUUCUGUCUUUUCAGAUGGAGAGCAUAAUCUAUUUGUGUGUGUUACCCUUCCUCAUUUCUGGAAGUCAGUCUUUUUGUUUGUUUGUUUGUUUGUUUGUUUGUUUCAGGUGGGCCUUGUUUUUGUCUCUCGCCCAGAUUCACUUUUUUUUCUGGGUAUGACUCAGCCCAAGAGUUAGGAAAGAGUUAGGAAAGAAACAGUCCUGGAUCUGUUUAUAUUAUACCAUGAUGAUACUGGAGCUCAGGAGUAUGUUAGGAGAUGGAACUGUCAUACCCAAAUAACUAAAUUAGUUUUCCCUGGAACCUCUGUAAGAGAAAACCCGAACAGUCCUGUCUUGGCCAGAUGACAUAGGUGGGAAGAGGAGGCUCACUUAAGUUAAAGGCAAAAUCCUUGAUUGCCACCUUCACAGAUAACCCAGGAGAGGAUGGAGAGCAAACCUUUCUAGGUACAUUUAAACGUGCUCAAGAGCUAAAGACCAAACCCUACCCCCUCUCAGAAGAGGUACAGCUAGUUCUAGACUAUAUUGGGGAAAUUGUAGUUUCUAAGGAAAAGUGGGAAAAUGAGGGCCCACAUAAACCUUAGUAAUUUCUCUGUUGUGCAUGUAUGCUUCAUUCAUUCCGUGUGUCUUCAUAGGUUUCUCCUCUGAGGAUCCCAAGAAUCCCCCCACCUUUUUUUUUUUUUUUUUUUUUUUUUUUUGAGACUCAACCUGUUAAAUUGCUUCAAUACCAGAGUAAGCCCUGAAAGCAGUAGGAACUCAGAUCCUAGAAAAAAAACUAAAGCAUGUAGUUUGUUUUUCUCCUGGGAUGAUAAGUGAAGUUAUGACAGAAUGCAGAAUUUUAAAUUUCAAGUGUGACCUGUGAAUCUGCGCAAGAAUUUGGGUUUCUGUAUUAAAGCUAAAUAUGCAAAUGUGAUGUAAAACAUGAGACUGUAGUUAUAACAGAUCAUUACCAACACUUGUCUGUUUUUGUGAGCUGAUUCUACCAGAACAAAGAUUAUCUGCAAAUGCUGCGAAUCUAUAGAAAAUGUUCUGAAUGAACCUUAUGGAUAUAUAUAUAGUUUAAAGUUGUAAUAACUGAUAUUUUCUAAUUAUUUUUAUUAUCUUUUCUUUUUAUAUAUUCUGUAUUUUAUGAAAUCAGUAUUUAGCUUUGGGACAUUUGAAUUUGUGUAGUAUGAAAACCAUAGAUAUUUCUGAAAUUUUGGACCUGUGUUUAAACAAGUAAAAUAAGUAUACUCAUAUAUAUUUUUAAUAUAUUCAUAUAUAUAAUAUGUAUGAAUUUUCGUUCAUGAACAUUUCAGGCAAAACCUAAAGACUUUGGGGGUACCUGGGUGGCUCAGUCGGUUGAACGUCUGACUUCGGCUCAGGUCGUGAUCUCACGGUUUGUGAAUUUGAGCCCCGUGUGGGGCUCUGUGCUUACAGCUCAGACUGGAGCCUGCUUUGGAUUCUGUGUCUCCCUCUCUUUCUCCCCUUCCCUGCUCACACUCUGUCUCUCUCUCUCUCUCUCCCUUUCAAAAAUAAAUAAACAUUAAAAAAAAAUUUAAAGAGAAAACCAAAGACUUUGAAUUUACAUGUAUUCUUUGCUAAUUAUAUGAAAUACAAAGGUACAAAGGUACUCUCUCAAAAUCUUUUGAAAAAAUGAAACACUGGUACUGUGGUCAAGCUAGUGCUAAUUGGGGGCAUUCUUUGUUUUUCAUCAGGUUUUGUUUUUUCAUAAUGUUGAUCAGAUUUUUUGUUUAUAUAAUUAUUUUAUUACUUAAGGUGUUUCUGUACCCAUAUACAUAUACUUUUAAAUUUUAAUUUGAAUAUAAUUAACAUACAGUGUUCAAUUGGUUUCAGGCAUAUAGUAUAGUGAUACAGCAGUUUUGUACAUUUUUUAGUACUCCACAUGACAGAUGUAUUCUGAAUUGAAUUGGGGGAAACCUUUAAACCUGUAAACCUUGGUAUGAUAAUACAUUACAUUAAGUUGGUAUAAGUAUCUUAUAUAUUUCAAGAUUUAUGGUAUCGUAGCUUGCAAAAAGCAAAAUAAGUUUAAAAAGCUUGAAAAAUCAGGGUAGUACUUAGCAAAUGUUUAAAAUAAUGACAGUAUAUAAAAGUACAUUAGUUUUAAUAUUACUAAAAUUAAAUGAUGGGUGAAGAAUUAGCUUAUUCAGCCAGAGAGUGUGCAUAGGAAUUAUGUAUUUGUAAUUAUGUAUUCAGUCCUUAGAGAAUGUAAGUAGAUCAUAUAAUUGUGAAAUUAGAUUGUUGUGCAGAAUUCUGGAGACCGGGGUUUUGAAUAUUUUACAUCAUCUCAAAGUACAGUAGACUUUUCUCUGUUCUGGCAGGUGACAGCCACAAAAGAAAGCCACCUCGUAAGAGCUUUGAACUAUCAGCGGCUGCAAUGCCAACAAAGCAAACUGAAAUAAAUGAACCAAACGUCAUCAGAUAAGGACAGACAUUGUCACGGAGAGGCAAUGGUGACUCUUGAACAAAAACAAAAGGAAUGAUGAAAAAAUCUUUAUUCAGUAAUUGUAUUGCUCUAAUGUUGCAUUGUUAUUUUGGAACUCUUAUUGUUAGGUAAAAUAUAUAACGUCUAUUAGGUAUCUUAAGUUUUCUUUGGAUGCUGUAACACAUUCCUUUAUGGCACUUAGGCGACUAAGAGGGAGAUGUUAUUGACCAUAUUUGUUGGAGAUUUAUUUUAAAAAUUUGUUAAGUGAAGUAUAGUUGAUGUACAGUAUCAUAUUAGUUUCAUGAUAUUGCAGCACAGUGGAGAUACAUAAGAUAAAUUCUUUUCAAGUUUUUCUUUUAAGAUAGCUUCAGGAAUCACCCCUGAGAAAGAAAGUGGUCCCACAAAGAGGGUCCUGCCUCCCUGCGGUUCACCACCACCAUACUCAGAAAGCCUAGCCUUCAUACCUGUUUGACUUAAGACCUUCCACAAUCUCAAUUAGGAACUAUACAUAAAAGCAUUUUGGUCCUGGUUGAUUUCCAUCCAUAGGAACGUAAGACCUGGCCAAUACCACAAGGGGAAAAAAGUUACCAGCUUGGCAAUGGCAGCAAAAUUCCCAUGAAUCAGCUAAACCAAGAAAGUGCUUUCAUACAGAGGCUUUGCCUAGUUCUUAGAGCCAUAACCUUAUGCUCUUCUGUAACUUGAACGUGAGGGAGAUCCUGAUACAAUUGCCCCAAGGGAAUUGCAGAGAGAACCCUGGCCCCUUGCGUUCGAUCACAGACUGCCUUCUUGAACGCCCUGUGUUUUGCUGCAUUUCUGCAUGUUCCAACCGUAGUACAAAUAAUUUGAGGGAUUUCUUCUAAUUACAACCUCAAGCCUCCUGGAUCUUCUGUGAGUGAUGGCUGCUUCUGAGGAUAGAAGCAUGGAUAAAAAGAAGAACUUAAUUUGUUCCACAUGGAAGAUAACAAAAUAUAUUUGAGUGAUUGGAUGGAUGGAUCUUUGUGGAUAAUCAUUAAUCAAAUUUACAUAACCAUUUUCAUGAAUAAGGGAAAAUUUGCUAUUCUAAGCUAAGUUGACAAAAAGAGGGGGCUACAGAGGGUUUCACUGAGAAGAUAAGUUGUAAUGCAAGGAUGUAUUAACUUGGAAGUGGAAAAGUGGAAGGAGAAAAGCGAUGGCAAGGCGAUGGUUGGAAAUGGGAGUGCGCCAUGAUCUGUUGAGGAAAUGGCAAAGAAAAAAGGUAAGUGCAGGUUCGACCAAGAAGGGCACUUAUGGCAUGCCAGCAUGAACCUGGGAGCCAGCCAAGGUUUUAAACCGAGAAAUCAUUGAUUGGGUUUGGGCUCUUUAAAAAGCUAUCUCUGACAAGAGCUUGUAGAAUCGAUUGGGUGGUGGGUGGUGUGAGAAGAUUAGAGAGAGGGGGACCAGUGUUAUCUAAUUCUGUAACCCUUUUUUCUUUUCAUACAAACUCAAAAGUUGCUAAAAAUAAAGGAAGGUUUUAGAAAAGCUGAUUUUAUCUCUGAUAGGUGAGGUGACAAUAAAUAGAGAUAAAAUGAAGUUGCAUGCAAUGAGAAGGGGAAGUGCAGGUGCAGGAAUUGUGUGAGGAAAGACUAAAAAUCUCUUUAAAACAAGACAUUCAGAAACAGUGAUUUGUCCAAGGUUGUAGGGAUGUUGGAAGCCAUCACAAAAUGAUCCUUUAGCCAAUUAGAGAAGAGUGAGAGAGCAGUGAG
Messenger RNA from Panthera uncia (snow leopard), 8339 nucleotides. Its product is annotated as cytochrome c oxidase assembly protein COX18, mitochondrial. The transcript is spliced from 9 exons. The coding region runs from base 321 to 1331 and encodes 336 amino acids. Gene Ontology annotation, biological process: protein insertion into mitochondrial inner membrane from matrix; mitochondrial respiratory chain complex IV assembly. NCBI's taxonomy places the organism in Eukaryota, Metazoa, Chordata, Mammalia, Carnivora, Felidae. Gene Ontology annotation, cellular component: mitochondrial inner membrane. Gene Ontology annotation, molecular function: membrane insertase activity. The record is from RefSeq and is a predicted model, not a curated record.